Messenger RNA from Neoarthrinium moseri, 573 nucleotides. RefSeq lists its product as uncharacterized. Bases 1 to 573 code for a protein of 190 amino acids. Gene Ontology annotation, cellular component: extracellular region. Lineage: Eukaryota; Fungi; Ascomycota; Sordariomycetes; Amphisphaeriales; Apiosporaceae. The transcript has a single exon. The record is from RefSeq and is a predicted model, not a curated record.
AUGAAGUUCUUUAACUAUCUCACCGGGUUCGUCUCCCUGGCGAGCGCUGUCGCAGCUCUACCCUCUGGCCUCUCGUCCGCGGCCGCCGAUGCCUCUACUUCUGACUUGGCCAAACGCGAUGCAAUUGCUAUCCGCCAGGCGCUUGAAGCAGCCCAAGCCAAGGCAGUCGCGCUUGGGGACCUCUUUGAGGCCGCUACGGACACGAGCGACGUCCCGGGAAUUGAAGCCGCUGGUGACGAGCUAGUCGCCAGCAUCAACUCGGCCGAGGACGUCGCCGCGGCCAGCAACCCGCUGACCCUGAUCGAGGCACUCGGGUUCGUCAACACCGUCACCAGCCUGCAGAACACCAUCGACGACCUCACUACCGUGGUCAAGGAGAAGAAGCCGUUCGUUGUGCAGGUUGGCUACGUCGACGAGCUGCUCACGUAUCUGGGAGAGCUCCAGACCGCCACCAACGCCUUUGGUACCACCAUCCUGACCAAGGUCCCGGCUGCUGCGAGGAGCAUUGCCCAGGGGUACAUUGAUGAUCUGAAUGCUUCGGUUGCCGACGUUAUUACAUUUUACACGUCGUAA